AUGAGUUCCCGAGCGGCUUUCCGAAGUAUUCCACAACCGCCAGAGCGCCUAUCGAAAAAAAUUUGCUUUAUUCUGAACAAUCUCACUGAACGCAAUCUGAAAAACCAAACACAUGAACUCAUGUCCCAACUGCCUCUACACUUCAAUCGCUGGUUGGCUGAAUUCAUCAUAAGCAGAGUUGCAACCGAGUCGAACCUGGUCGAUAUGUAUACCGAAUUCGUUUUGCUUGCAACAAACCGUCAGAAUAAUUUCCGUCCGCUUAUUCUUGAUUUGCUUACACGAGAGAUCGACUUUCUGCUGCGACCCGGCCAACUAAAUCCGAACAAGGGGAGAUCACUGAAGAAUUUUGGGGCUUUUCUUGGCCGCCUUACAUUAGCCAAAGGCAUAAAGCUUGGAGUUGACCUCAAGUCGCUUAUCUACGUGGCCUACAAGAACCGACCCGAAUCUCUAGAUUAUAUAGUUCCAUUCAUCUGUGAGCUGCUAAAGAACAUCAAGCACAGCGGUUCCCUCCAACAGCUAGACCCGUGGGUGCGGGAGAUUCUGGAGGUGGCCAAGGAACUGCACAACAUCACUGACAAACUCCCCAUUCAGUUCGAGGUGGAACUUCUCUUCAGCUACCUGGAACGCGACAUGAGCGAGAUCACUGCAGCCUUCUACUUAAGACGGAUCAGAUAA
Echinococcus granulosus is the source of this 675-nucleotide messenger RNA. Its product is annotated as CCR4-NOT transcription complex subunit. Gene Ontology annotation, cellular component: P-body; CCR4-NOT core complex. Gene Ontology annotation, biological process: nuclear-transcribed mRNA catabolic process, deadenylation-dependent decay. The record is from RefSeq and is a predicted model, not a curated record. The transcript has a single exon. Lineage: Eukaryota; Metazoa; Platyhelminthes; Cestoda; Cyclophyllidea; Taeniidae. Gene Ontology annotation, molecular function: molecular adaptor activity. The coding region runs from base 1 to 675 and encodes 224 amino acids.